Molecule: messenger RNA, 1241 nt
Organism: Diuraphis noxia (Russian wheat aphid)
Lineage: Eukaryota; Metazoa; Arthropoda; Insecta; Hemiptera; Aphididae
Cellular component (GO): membrane
Source: RefSeq, a predicted model, not a curated record
UCACCAACACACACAUAUGACACAGAACCGCGGUAACGAUGACCGCUUCAAGCAGUUGACCGGUCAAGCGCGCAAGCAAUUCAUUUUUCGAGAUCUGUACCGACCGCGAGAUCCAUUGUCUCGCGUCGAUCUCGUUACACGUUACGAUUGUCCGAAAUAUCUGCCGAAAACCGCCGGGACACGUGAAAUCGUAUCCGAAAUUCAGCUGAGGCCUCUAUCCGCAACGUAUAAAUACUCUCACGUUAAUGAUUAAUUGUCCAUUCGCCGCCGAUCGUUUAAUCGUCAUUAAUCGUUGACCGUCGCCACCGCCGCGCCACGAUGUCACCAUCUUGUUGGUUCAAUCAGUCUCUGUCCAUCUCCAAGCCAUCGUCGUUAUUGUCGUUGUUGUUGUUGUCGGCGUCGCUUCAGAUACAUCAGCUGUUGGCCACGACGGCGACGCGGUACAACGCCGGCGGUCUAGCAGCCGCGCUACACGACGAGGGUGAGAAGUGCGCGCAGUCCGYCGACCUUUGGCCAUGCCUCACCAAGAGUGGUUCAAAGGCCGUGGCCGCUAUGGCAGCGUACCCGGGCGAGAUACCGCUGAUAGGUCAAUACUUGACCGUUGUUCCGGACGGCCACGCGCGGUCCGUCGGUGACGUUCGCGAUGACGGGCGAGCAGCCGUGAACAAAAACGGCACUUCGUCGCCGCGGCGGCCGUCCACGUCGGUGUACUCUAAAAUCGCGGAAUUCAUGGAGAAGCGAUCGCUACGGUUGUCCGUACCCAUGGACGCCGUCGCAUGGCUGAUCGGCGUGACGACGUCGUCGCCUGUUACCAGGGAAGAGGGACGAAAGAAGGACAAAGGCGCCGGCGUGSUUAUGUUGGGCGGAAUGAUGAUGAUCACCACGCUCAUGUCCACCGCGUUCGGGGCGUUGGCGCUGAUGGCCGCCAAAGGGCUGUUGACUAGCAUACUUGCGCUGAUGUUUUCGGCAAUGGCCGUGUCGAAAAAGUCGGGUGGCCACGGCCACGCCAGGACCACGUACGAAAUAAUCAACAACCCGGGACUACACAAAGCGUACCAACACGCAUCCGAUUACAAAUUGGAAAACGGUGCGGCGGUCGUAUCGGACAUCAAUGAAGUUCAAUACAAUKCAGUUCAAAGCGAACCUAUUCAAUAUGGCAAUCAACAAUAUGAUUAAAACUAACAAUAAUAUACAUAAUGGUUCAAGAUUCUAGUUUUAGUAUAAUAUUAAUGAUAGGUUAU